Miscanthus lutarioriparius is the source of this 2223-nucleotide messenger RNA. NCBI's taxonomy places the organism in Eukaryota, Viridiplantae, Streptophyta, Magnoliopsida, Poales, Poaceae. The record is from the annotation of a GenBank genome assembly.
AUGGAGCGGCAGCACAAGAAACCAGCGGCCAACACCGCCGCUUCCUCCCCUGCCAGCUCAGGUUCUUCAUCCUCCUCUCGCUCGAUUCACGGUUCCAUGUCGUCUGCAUUCCUCGGCGUGUCGUCAUCGACGCACUCCCAGUCCCAGCGCCGCUCGUCGCCAUCGCUUUCUCCGCCGCCGGCACUGGCACCGUUGCCCGGCCUCCUCGCUUCUCGCGGCUCUGCUGCCACUGGCGGCUCCGCGUCAGGUUCGUCGUCAUUCCAGUUCCAUCAGAUCUCGCCUUCGCCAGAGACGGCGGCGAAACGCCGCCCACGCCCAGGCAGCCGCGUCACGCACUCCCUUCCCUCGCCCUUCCUCUCGGAGCUUAGCGCAAUCCGUAGGAUGGGCACCAACCUCUUCUGUGAUCUGAACGCGCAAGAAAUGACCCAGCGCCCGUUGCUCCACGGCCAGCAGGAGCAAGAAAUGACGCGGUCGUCGUCGUCGUCGUUGACGAUGCCCCACUCCCAUCAUCAUAUGCCCAUUCCCAUCGGGCACUUUUCCGGCUUUCCGUCCGCGUCGCAACAGCAGCAGGCUCUCACCAUGCGAGGCCUCCCUGGAUUCGCGCCACCGCCAUUGCAGCAACAGCAGGCGCAGCCGUUGUUUUCUAGUCUGCUUCCUCUGCCUGGUGGCAACUUCUCCGGGUUCCCUUUGCCAGCAUCGCAGCCACAGCAGAUGCAGCCAUCCUCCUCCUCCACCACCGAUCUGCCCAGCAGGACCUUCUCUAGGAUCGAGCCGCCAGCGGCAUCGCAGCAUUUCUCCACUUAUCUGGCGCCUCUUCCUAGCGGGGGCACCAUUUUCCAGUCCUCUUCAUGCUCGGCUGACCACGCGCAGACAUCAUCGGACACAGAGCUGCCUUCAUUGCCGCCGAGCCUAGAAAUACGACACUAUGAUCUGCCGCCGCCGCCGCCGUUUGGGCAGCUAUCACAGAAUAACGGUUCAUCCACUGAGUCUAGUACUGGUUUCGUGCAGCCUUCAUCGAGUUCAGAGAUGUAUGAGUUGCCCCCAUUGCCCGAGAGCCUGCAGAUGCCACCACUACUGUUACAUCAGGUAAAGCAAGAGCCCGUUGUCGUUGCUCCUUGCCUUGAGCCCGAGAUUAUUUCACUCGACGAUGGCGACGAGCUCAGUGCUCUUGUGCACUCAUUUGCAUCGUCUCAUGGUCAUGGAUCAGCGAGCCUUCCCAAUCACAUGCACGAGCAGCCCACCAACUUAGAACUAGAAGGCAUGCACAGGCUACAGUUGGGCGGUAGAGGCAGUGAGCAGAGCAUGACGGGCGCCGCCGAGGGAGUUGGUGUUGGGCAAACCUGGGAGGCCAUGCCGACGCCGGCAAGCGUGCAUGACAAGGUGAACAACGGCGGCAGUAGCAGUAGCAGUAUUCCCUGGAAGUGUCACGGUUCCAUGCCCAUGUAUUCCCGGUCGGAGGAGCAAGCACUACAACAGCUGAGCGACCUGCUAUCUCUGUGGUCAUCUACUGCGAGCAGCAGCUGCGACCAGAGCAUGGGGAGCAGCGUCGCAGGCAGUUGCCAAGGCUCGGCAGCCAUGCCGGCGUUGGCCAACAAGUUUGACAUGAUGAGCAUUGACAGCAGCAGCUGUAGUGCCAGGCCACAAAUGCCAUUGAACUACAGCUCCUUGUCUGUGGAAAACUCCACCCCUGUCCCCGCCGUGCCAAAGCUGACAGUUGGAAGCAUGGACAGACCUGAGUUGCCACUACGCCCGCCAGCUCUUGGAGCUGGCGCUAGCAGCAGCAUGUCACGAAGGGGUGGCACCAAGGAGCACUUCUUCUCUGAGGCCGACAUGGAGAAGAUCAAUAAAGACAACCGACUCAAGGAGCUCAUGAAAACAGAACCAAAGAGGGUCAGGAGGAUUCUCCGUAACCGGGAAUAUGUGGCACGAUUGAAGGUGCAAAAGGCAAACCACAUGCAAGAUCUUCAGCGCCGGGCUGAUGCACUAAAGAUGGAGUGCACGUCAUUAUCUGCACAAGUGCAGUCGCACCAGGAGAUGGUUGAUAGCCUCAAGACUGGGAACCGUGAGUUGCAAAUAAAGUUAAAGGGGCUGAAUGAGCAAGCCAAUUUGAGCCAAGAACAUAAUGGCUACAACGAUUCAAUAUGUUCUCUAUUUCAAGUUUUUUUUGCAAAGAUUCCACCAGCGUGUCUCAAUAUGUCAAAAGAUAUUCUGACCUUCAUGUGA